This is a messenger RNA of Bactrocera dorsalis (oriental fruit fly), 2178 nucleotides long. RefSeq names its product cation-independent mannose-6-phosphate receptor. NCBI's taxonomy places the organism in Eukaryota, Metazoa, Arthropoda, Insecta, Diptera, Tephritidae. Bases 451 to 2163 code for a protein of 570 amino acids. Gene Ontology annotation, biological process: lysosomal transport. The transcript is spliced from 10 exons. Gene Ontology annotation, molecular function: D-mannose binding; signaling receptor activity. The record is from RefSeq and is a predicted model, not a curated record. Gene Ontology annotation, cellular component: trans-Golgi network.
UUUUGCCAUCUCUAUCGCAUUGCAUUUUCAUUAAUUCCUAUUGGAUUUGUUUGAUAUGCCGAAGCAGCUGAUUUUUAAAGAGCAAAAAAUAAAAUUGGUUAACUGGCACCAAAUAAAGUGUUAAUCGUCAGGUGCACGAUUUAUUAGUGCUUAUCGUGAAUUUCUAUUAGCUGUGAUAAGACAAAGAUAUAUUCAUAGCAUUGAAAAGUUCUAAAGCGUAAAACAUAGCAGGUUGUUGCAAGAAAUUGAUAUAUUCUAUUGACAAUAAAUUCGUAAGCGUGUACAUCUCGCCUAUGAGGCGCCAGUAAGUUUGCAACCGGAGAAUCGAUAAACAGAAAGUGUCAUUUCGAAGUUAUUAAAUCCAUAAAUACUUAUGACGUCGCGGCAGAUUCUAAAGUGAAUUUCAUAAUCUUAGCAAAAGUAGUUUCAGAUAUCAUAAACAAAACUGCAAUGAAUAAGCAAGUGAUAACAUUUUGCGUGUCGAUCUUGAUAGUGUUAGACAGUGGUUAUGCUGAAAAUAAUGACCCACUGAUCUUUUCCACUAAUGACUGCGAGUUAACAGAGCCUGUUUAUGGGGAGAAAUUCAACCUCAAAGCCUUGCACUCCGACAUUGCAAAGGUUGUGAAGGGCGGCAAGAACGACACAUUCGAGUAUAAUAUUUGUGGCAGCUUGGGCCGGGCAUGUAAUGGUGAUAACAAUGCAUCUGCUUGCCUUAGGAGAGGCAAUCAGGAGUUUGUGCUUGGCACUCAACACCAAUUGAACUAUCGGCGGGGCAAAAUGUACUUUGAAUUUAGCAAUGGCGCCAAGUGUGCCAGCGGCGAUGGCGAGUUUAAACUGUUUGUGUUCCUUGGCUGUGACUACACACUGGAUGCUAAACAAUCGAAAGUGACAUUAUAUUCCGCCAAUGCGUGUAAAUUCUAUAUAUCGUUAGAGACACCAUAUGCCUGUUUGCCUGAACCCGAGACGGUUAAAUCGAGUGGUUGCAGUGUGCAGGACCCCGUUACUGGACACAAUUAUGAUCUGCUUGCGUUGAGUGACUUUAACUAUAGAACAAGCGAUCGACAUGGCAAUAUAUUUACGGUGAACAUUUGCAAGCCAGUGCUGUAUGGCGAGAUGGCAAUGUGCCCCAAAGCGAGUAGUGUGUGUUUAGUAAAAUUAAACUCCACCGACUACAAAAAACGGUUUGUUGACUAUGGCACCGUGCAGCCCAAUCCUAUAUUAGAAAAUGGCAAUUUGCUCAUGCGCCUGCCAUCCCCAACACCUUAUAAUGCGACACAUAAUUACUCCUCAACAAUACACUUCAUAUGUGAUAAUGAGAUAAAGAGUUCUCAAUUGUCAUUUAUUGGCGCCAAAGAAAACGUGUAUGACUUUUCGUUUACCACGCCUUUGGCCUGUAAUAACAAUCCACCAUGCACCACGAUAACCCAUGGCAAUGAAGUUUUGGAUAUGCGAUCGCUGCAGGGUAAGACAUACGAGUUGUCAAUGCCUUUAAAAAAUUAUACGUUUGGCAUCUGUUCGAAUGCGGGUCAGCCGUGCUUGUCAAAUGAUGGCUCUUGCCUCGUCGAGAAUCAGCAAACCACCAGUAUGGGCCGAAGCAAUUCACAACUACGUUCCGAUCGUUCCGGCUCACCGUAUUUGCUGUACACGGAUGGAGCACUUUGUGAUGGGCAAAACAAGUGGUCGACGAGAAUUGAGUUUGUCUGCGCCAACAAUGCGACCAAAGACAAUGGGACGGCGAACGGUAACGGCGACAGCAAUGCAUUGGGUCCGAAAAUAAUCGAAAAUAAAAAUUGCCAACUACUAAUUCACUUUCAAACACCAUUGGCUUGUCAUGAGCAGAUUGCUUGCAAAGUCAAAGUCUAUGUUGAGCAUUCGGAGGACGGCACCGGUGAGGAGGUGGUCGAUUUAACGCCAUUGAUUAGUGUAACGGACAACUAUGAAGCCGAAAUUAAUAAAGCAUCGAUAACGGAACAACAAGUGCCUAAAUCGACCAAGUUUUUCCUCAAUGUCUGCCGUCCGUUGGUGCCGAAAUUCGGCUUGGGUUGCCCGGGUGGCUCGGCAGCCUGCAUGGCUAAGGUGGAUUCGUCGUCGGCGACACCGGAGGAGGAGAAGGUGAGCUUACGUGCAUUAAAGUAUUUUUCAAAAUUUCACUUCCAAAUUUAGUGGAACGUAAACAAG